This is a messenger RNA of Panicum hallii, 396 nucleotides long. Its product is annotated as wiskott-Aldrich syndrome protein homolog. The record is from RefSeq and is a predicted model, not a curated record. NCBI's taxonomy places the organism in Eukaryota, Viridiplantae, Streptophyta, Magnoliopsida, Poales, Poaceae. The transcript has a single exon. The coding region runs from base 1 to 396 and encodes 131 amino acids.
AUGGGGGCCAAGCUGGUGGCGUUGACGGCGGGGACGGCAGCGCUGGUCUACGUCGCGCUCUCGGGGCGGCUCUCCUCGACAUCCGGCGACGCGGCUGGGGCGGCGUUGAGGCGGCAAUGGAGACCGGGUGAAGAGGACGAAGCCAACAAGGGGGGAGGAGAGGAGGCCGGAGCGGGCGCCGCCGACCUGGAGGGAGGCCGCGGCGGUGACGCGAGGACGGCAGGGUUCGCGUCGACGGGGAGCAGCUCGUCAAUGGGGAACCCAGCAAGAGCGCGAGGAGCGCCUCCAUCUCCGUCUCCCGCUGCCACUCCUCGAUUUCCAUCUCCCGCUGCCACUCCUCCGCCGCCGUCGACGCCACCGCCGGCGUCAGGGUCAAGGUUAGCGACCGACAUGUGA